This is a messenger RNA of Parnassius apollo (apollo), 276 nucleotides long. Lineage: Eukaryota; Metazoa; Arthropoda; Insecta; Lepidoptera; Papilionidae. The record is from the annotation of a GenBank genome assembly.
AUGCGCGCGCGCUAUUUGUUGACAGAUCCCGAAAAUUUGUCUCAUUGCUCAGAACUCCUUGGAGGUAGUAAAGAACCGAAGUUAUGGAGAAGCCUAAAUCCGUUAAAAAGAAGAAAAGACCAUAUACACACUUUUGCUCCCACUGGAAUUUACCCGCUUAACCCGGAAAAGGUUCUAAAGAAGCUGCCUGAUUAUAAAGAAGCUGCGGAUUAUGGCGAUUACCAAGCUAAACUUGACUAUCUAAAAGAGUUGAGAUUACCAGCCAACAAACCGUAA